AUGCUCAACUUAAAAGCGCUCCUCCUCACAGCCCUGCUCUUAGCCACCCAGGCCAUCGCCUCACGAAUCUCCUACUCAACAGGAUACACAACAGGGGGCGUAAACGGACACGGCGGCAAUGAACAAAAAGCCGGCGGAACUAUCCCCGACAACCAAGACGACUUGGUCCUCCACAACAUAGGAAAUUGGUCUCACAACAGGUUCCAGGCCCACAGAAACGCAAGGUCCCAUGUUAUUAUUGUCUCGAGUGUACACAGGGUUAAAACGAAGGGUGAGGCUGCCAGCGCAAAUAACGCGGCGCAACAGCUUGUCAAUCAGCAUGUUCAUUAG
Aspergillus chevalieri is the source of this 330-nucleotide messenger RNA. RefSeq lists its product as uncharacterized. The record is from RefSeq and is a predicted model, not a curated record. Bases 1 to 330 code for a protein of 109 amino acids. The transcript has a single exon. Lineage: Eukaryota; Fungi; Ascomycota; Eurotiomycetes; Eurotiales; Aspergillaceae.